Molecule: messenger RNA, 4062 nt
Organism: Colletotrichum gloeosporioides
Lineage: Eukaryota; Fungi; Ascomycota; Sordariomycetes; Glomerellales; Glomerellaceae
Product: Proline-specific permease
Exons: 6
Coding region: 1-4062 (1353 amino acids)
Biological process (GO): amino acid transmembrane transport
Cellular component (GO): membrane
Molecular function (GO): amino acid transmembrane transporter activity
Source: RefSeq, a predicted model, not a curated record
AUGGCUGCUGGCAUGGAAGAAAAGACUGUCGGCCUCUCCCGCGCCGACAGCACCAACAGCAACAAGCUCGGCCAGGUCGAGUCGGGCAACAAUGCCGCCGUUGCACAGCAGUACGGUGAGACCGUUCGUGGUCUAAGCCCUCGCCAUGUCCAGCUCAUGGCCAUUGGAGGUUCCAUCGGUACUGGUCUCUGGGUCGGUAUUGGCGGUGUCCUCUCCAAGGCCGGCCCUCUCUCCCUCGUCCUCGGAUACGCCUUCUGGGGUCUUCUCUUCAUCUGGCCCCUCAACCUGUCCGUCGCCGAGAUGUGCGCCUACCUGCCCAUCCGCGGCUCCAUCUUCGAACUCGCCUCUCGCUUUGUUGACCCUGCUCUCGGAUUCGCCAUGGGAUGGACCUACUUCUUCGCCGGCCUCAUGCUCGUGUGUACAGAAUACAGCGCCGUCGCAACCGUCAUUCAAUACUGGAACUCCGACAUCAACGCCGCCGCCUGGAUCGCCGUCGCCAUGGUUUCGUGUGUCGCCGUCAACUUGAUUGCAGUCAAGUACUACGGCGAGUCCGAGUUCAUCAUGGCCUCGACCAAGGUCAUCCUCCUGUUCGGCCUGUGCCUCAUCACCCUCGUCACCAUGUCAGGCGGCAACCCCAUGCACGAUGCCUACGGCUUCCGCAACUGGGGCGGCGGUAACUACAUCCACUCCUACUUCACCGAUGGCGCGACGGGUCGAUUCCUGGGUUGGUGGAAGGUCGUCAUCUACGCCGCCUUCACCAUUGCCGGCCCCGACAUGAUUGCCCUGGCCGCUGGCGAGAUCCAGAACCCCCGCCGCACCAUCCCUCGCGUCGCCAAGCUCAUCUUCUACCGUCUUGUCGGCUUCUACGUCGUCGGUGUCCUCUGCGUCGGCAUCAUCUGCUCCUCCCGCGACCCCGGUCUGCUGGGCGCCAUUGAGAACGGCGAGCCUGGUGCCGGUGCCUCCCCUUGGGUUGUUGGUAUCAAGAACCUGCACAUCAAGGCUCUUCCCGACAUCAUCAACGCCUUCAUUCUACUUUCUGGAUGGUCCUGCGGCAACGCCUACCUCUACUCCUGCUCCCGAACCCUCUACGGUCUCGCCCGCGACGGCCAGGCCCCCAAGUUCCUCCAGAAGUGCACCAAGGCCGGCGUGCCCAUCUACUGCGUCCUGACCGUCACGCUCAUCUCGUGCAUCACCUUCCUCGUCUCUUCCAACGCCGCCGUCGAGGUCUUCUUCUGGUUCGUUGACCUGACCACGACCGCCCUCAUCAUGACCUACACCUUCAUGCUCAUCACCUACAUGGGCUUCUACCGCGCCCGCGUCGCCCAAAACUUCCCUCCCGAGACGCUGCCCUACAUCGCGCCCCUGACCCCCUGGUUCCCCGCCCUGGCCCUGCUCCUGGGCUUCCUCGCCCUUAUCUUUGUCGGCUUCGACAACUUCUACCCCUUCAGCGUCCGCGGUUUCAUCACGUCCUACUUUGGCUUCAUCUUUGGCGUCUUCACGUUUGUCGUCUGGAAGGUCCUCAAGCGCACGCGCUUCGUCCAGCCCAAGGAGGCCGACCUGCUCAGCGGAAAGGCCGAGGUCGAUGCCGAGUGCAGACACUGGGAGGAGGGUGGCAUUGAGGAGGUGGAGAGGGCGAGACUGGCCCAGAUGUCUGUUGUCCGCAGAACCUGGGAGAAGAUGUGUUUCAUCAUCCAAAAUGCUCUCUCCCCAACACGGUCUCAGCCGGAGUUGAGCCCCUCAGGUCCGGACGUCGACACGGAGACGCCCGGGCGAAGGGACGCAGACAACCAUCUGCCGUCUCCGGAGCAUGACAUAUCCGAUGCUUCGGUUUACUCUGCUUACUCGGCAUCGGGUACGACGCCGACUGAUGCCGAUGAUACUCGCGACCGACCGGCGCCGGGCCCGCUUCCCCCCGCCAACACCGGAGUUGAGCUGAACUUUUCCAACAUGAACCUCACGUGCCCGAUCAACCCCGACGACAUUGCGAACCGAUGGCUGCACAAUUUCGUGCCAUUGCCGGGCCAAACAAUCAAGAAGUACACCCCCAGCAUCUCCGCCUUUAUCCAUCGGGUGCUGCAAUCCUACGCAAACUGCGCAAUCCGCGGCCACAGGGUGCCGCCUUUCAUCCACUGGUCACAGCUUAACUCCCCAUCCAGUGUGCCCCUUUCGACAUGUCUAUCAGUGAUACGCAUGUGUGCCAACCCACAUCCAGGCAGCGAGGGCGUCAUCGCCGAGGUUCUCCAGCGGGAGAUGACUAAACUCUACGACAGAAAGACAACCUUUGACGACAUGGCCCUGCUGGCGGCCUUCCAGGCAUAUCUCAUCUACGCCAUGGUCAUCUUCUUCCGGCUCGGUCGCGAGUACAAGACGUUCUUGCACCAGGCCAUGAUGAACACGCAAGACCUCGCGUGCGAGACGGCGCGAAGGGGCCUUGCGUGUGUCGCAGAACAGCAAGGUGCCAGGCCGAAAUGGGAGGAAUGGAUCGUCGCGGAAACGAAGAGGAGGGUGGUGUUUACAAUGUGCAUGUUUGACAGUGCCCUCUUGACGAAUGACGGUCUCCCGAGUCAUCUUGCUACCGAGCUUCGAGGGCUGCUUGCCCCGGGUAGCAAGUCUCUGUGGGAGGCGAGGGACCGACGUGACUGGGAGGUCAAGUACAAUAUUCAGCUUGCGGCGUGGAACGAUGGAGGGCUCCGGAUUGAAGAGCUCUGGCCAAUGCCAGAGCAUUUCGUUUCCGGAUUCGCGUCAAACAUCUACUUCCCGGCCCUCUCCACCAUCGCCGACGACCUCAAUGUUUCUGUCGAGCUCAUCAAUCUCACAGUCACCACCUAUCUCAUCUUCCAAGGUCUCGCCCCGAGUCUCUGGGGUCCCAUUUCCGAUGUCAAAGGUCGAAAGGUCGCCUACAUUGGCACCUUUUUGGUAUUUUUCGGGGCAUGCGUCGGCCUCGCCGAGAUCAAGUCGUAUGCCGGCUUGAUUAUUCUCCGGUGCGUCCAGAGCAUGGGCAGCGCAAGCACGAUCGCCAUAGGGUCCGGCGUUAUUGGGGACAUCACGACGCGCGAGGAGCGUGGGGGCUUCAUGGGCGUUUUCCAGGCUGGGCUGCUGGCUCCUGUUGCCAUCGGUCCGGUCAUUGGGGGUGCUCUUGCGGGGUCGCUGGGCUGGAGGAGCAUCUUCUGGUUCCUGACCAUCUACUGCGGGAUAUUCCUGUUGUUUCUGGUUGUCCUGCUACCAGAGACGCUGAGAUCGGUCGUUGGAAACGGUGGACGGGCGCCGUCGACGUUGUUGCAGAAAUACCCGUUGGUGUAUUACCAGCGAACGACGAAGGUGAAGUGGGAUGUUGAGGAAACGACGCCUGGCAUGACACCUCGCAAGAAGGUCGACUUGACAGCACCCAUCCGGAUUCUCUUCAACAAGUCGGCCGCGUCUAUUACAGUCUUCCUCGCCAUUUACUAUGCGGUGUGGCAGAUGAGCAUCACCGCCAUGUCCACACUCUUCAAGACCAAUUACGGGCUCUCCGACACGCACAUCGGACUAACCUUCAUCGCCAACGGAGCAGGUUCGAUAAUCGGUACGUUGGCGACCGGGAAGUUCCUGGACAUGGAUUAUCAGAAAGUCAAGGCAACAUACGGAGAGCAAGAUAACGACUCGGAUUUUCCGAUCGAAAAGGCACGUCUUCGGCUGGUGCCCGUGUUUGCCCUCUUUCAAUGCGUGUCGAUUGCUGCAUUUGGGUGGACAAUCAACUUUCCAGAGAAGGUGCAUAUUGCGGUGCCCAUUGCAUCAACGUUUGUCACGGGAUGGACAGCCAUCGGCACGCAGUCGCUGGUCAUGACCUAUCUCGUGGACAUCUUCCCUGACCGAAGCGCGGCAGCGAGUGCCAGCCUCAACCUGGCGAGAUGCUUGUUUGCGGCAGGAGGCACGAGCUUCGUGAUGCCAAUGGUCAACUCGAUUGGUGUUGGAUGGGCCUUCACCGUUUGCGUGGCGGCGCAGGCCGUCGCUGGUCUUCUUGCUGGCGUACAGUGGAAGUUUGCUGGAAGAUGGAGGCGUCAGGAGGCUGAAGGGCAGGCAUGA